This is a messenger RNA of Canis lupus familiaris (dog), 1459 nucleotides long. RefSeq names its product antileukoproteinase-like. The transcript has 4 exons. The record is from RefSeq and is a predicted model, not a curated record. The coding region runs from base 648 to 1256 and encodes 202 amino acids. Gene Ontology annotation, biological process: innate immune response; antibacterial humoral response. Gene Ontology annotation, molecular function: peptidase inhibitor activity. Gene Ontology annotation, cellular component: extracellular region. Lineage: Eukaryota; Metazoa; Chordata; Mammalia; Carnivora; Canidae.
GAGCGCAGUGGGGAUAAUUUGGGGUGUGGGAAAACUUUUUGAGCACAUCAAGCGGCACUCCUGGCUCACCUGCCCAGUUGACUGCUGGGAAGAGUUUUAUCGGUUCAUCUCAGGGAAAGGGACUCAAAAUGGGCUUCCCAUCAACUUCACUUCCACCUGGUGCUCAGGGGCAGAGUGCUCACUCCCUGCAAUGCCCUUCUAUCCCCCCACUCUUUACCUCCAAUCCUGCUGGGUGGCCCAAGCAGACAUGACUACCCCACCUCACAGCUGGGAAGACUGGGGCCCAAAGCCGUGGUUUGGGUUGCUGUCCCUUCUUCACCAGUCAUGACACAUGGGCUCUUUGAGAAGCUCCAUGGGAUUGGCAGAGUGCCUGGAACUGCAGGUAUUAGGUGGAAACAAGUUCUAGAGGGCGCAGGCGGAGGCGUCACGUGAAGUCUGGGAAAGGGAAUGACCCCAGGGAAUUGGUAGCAAGACCAUGUGAGGGAAAGUCAAGGCAAGCAGAGAGAUUCCUUUGAAAUGUCCUCCUGUUCUGCCCUGUACCUUCCCUUCUGAGCCCCUCCCCUGCUCCAGGCCAAAGGCCCAAGGCAGGUGCUUCCAUAUGGCUUCCCGACCAGUCUGCUGACACCUCCUGCUCCUCUGAUUUCUACAUGUCCCUUGCUAGGCCUUGGGCUCCUGCCACCAAUAUUCUGAGUAGUGGAGUUACUGUCCUCCUCCCAAUUUCCGGCUUAGGACAGAGCAGGUGGGAGGGCCUGGGCACUUCUGGGGUGACCACACCCUCUGGGGGAGGCAUAAAGGGAGAGCCUGGCCCUAGCCACCACAGCACCAGGGCCGUCACUAUGAAACCCGGCAGCGUCAUCCCUCUCAUGAUGCUCCUUGCCCUGGAAAUCCUCACGACCUGGACUGUGGAAGGUGCUAGCAAAGAGAAAGCUAAGCACGGAGCCUGCCCCUUCACACCUCGUGUGAUGUGCCUUGUGUUUGAACCCCCUCAAUGCCAGAGUGACUGGGAUUGUCCGAAGGAGCAGAAAUGCUGUCGUGAAUAUUGUGGCAUCAAAUGCGUGGAUCCUGUAGACCCAUCAAAGCCUGUUAAGGUCAAUCCUGGGAAGUGUCCCCUGGUCACUGACCAGUGCAAGAGGCCCAACCCCACAGACAAAUGCCUGAAUGACAGCCACUGCCUGAACAGUCUCAAGUGCUGCAAGGGAGUGUGUGGGAAUUCCUGUGUUAAGCCAGUGAAAGAUGUAUUCUUGCCAGUUCAAUAAGAUUAAGACUUGUUGGUCCGUGUGUGGUUUGAGUAUUCCUUUUUUUCCCAAGCCUGGGAAAAAUGAAAGUGUCUUGAUGAAGGUGUGUCUUCAUGACUGAUACUUCCAGGGGGCUAAAGUUGGGCCUGUUUUAUCUGUGUGUGCUUGGCACCUGGCGUGAGGUUUGGCACAUGAGAUUAAAUGACUGCUGGUUAGUGAAUAAA